Messenger RNA from Aspergillus mulundensis, 996 nucleotides. Its product is annotated as GTP cyclohydrolase I. The transcript has 4 exons. Gene Ontology annotation, molecular function: GTP binding; GTP cyclohydrolase I activity; zinc ion binding. The record is from RefSeq and is a predicted model, not a curated record. Gene Ontology annotation, cellular component: cytoplasm. The coding region runs from base 1 to 996 and encodes 331 amino acids. Gene Ontology annotation, biological process: tetrahydrobiopterin biosynthetic process; tetrahydrofolate biosynthetic process. Lineage: Eukaryota; Fungi; Ascomycota; Eurotiomycetes; Eurotiales; Aspergillaceae.
AUGGGUUCCGGUUCUCCUCCUCCCCCGGGCCCCAAGCCCAAGGCCAUUCCUUCUCACCUGCUGAAUGGCGGAUCGCCUCUUGCCGGAUCUGUUGCUUCGAGGGAUAUCCGCGAGCGAGAAAGCUUGAAUACCUCAAUUCGCUCGUCUUUCGCUCCUCGCGUUCCGGUUGAGUUUGAUCAGCCUGAGUCAGAGUCGCAGUCGACCGAGCAUGCUAGCAGCUACGACAGCCCUCGUCGCAGAUCUUCCGUGACCAAGCCUACACUGAAUGACCCCGCCCGCGAUCCGAGAGACGAAGCUGCUGCUCUCACCCCGCCGGCAAUGUCCAGCCGUCCCACCAGCCCGUAUGCGCUGACACCUGCGAUCGAUUUCGACGGCCUAAGCUGGCCCUGCCCCGGAACGCGGGCACGGCUCGAGUCGACACCCGAAGAAAACGAGGAGCGAAUCAAGAAGCUCUCAGGAGCUGUACGAACAAUCCUUGAAUGCCUCGGGGAAGAUCCCGAGAGAGAGGGUCUCAGAGAAACGCCCGAUCGGUAUGCGAAAGCUAUGCUCUACUUCACUAAAGGCUACGAGGAGAACGUGCGGGAUCUAGUUAACGGCGCCGUCUUCCACGAAGACCAUGACGAGCUGGUUAUUGUCAAGGAUAUCGAUGUGUUUUCACUGUGCGAGCAUCAUAUGGUGCCGUUUACCGGAAAGAUGCACAUUGGCUACAUUCCUGAUCGCCGAGUCCUCGGUCUUUCUAAGCUGGCCCGUCUGGCGGAAAUGUUCUCUCGACGCCUCCAAGUGCAAGAGCGCUUAACCAAGCAAGUGGCCCUCGCGAUUUCCGAGGUUCUCAAGCCGCGAGGUGUCGGCGUGGUCAUGGAAUCGUCGCAUCUCUGCAUGGUUAUGCGCGGAGUUCAAAAAACCAGCAGCACUACAACGACCAGCUGCAUGCUCGGAUGCAUGCGCUCCAGCGCAAAGACCCGAGAAGAGUUCCUGACCCUCCUGAACAGGAAAUAA